Molecule: messenger RNA, 6308 nt
Organism: Xyrauchen texanus (razorback sucker)
Lineage: Eukaryota; Metazoa; Chordata; Actinopteri; Cypriniformes; Catostomidae
Product: transforming growth factor beta receptor type 3-like
Exons: 16
Coding region: 215-2800 (861 amino acids)
Source: RefSeq, a predicted model, not a curated record
GACACACACUGAAAGCGGGAGAGGUAUUUAAAACUUUUUGAGAUCUAUCACAGGCUGUCAUCCCGAAAAUUGGGGCAUUUGUCGCUCGACUAUUUACUACACAGUUAGACGAUUUGCCUGGUUUAUUAUAUCAGCCGAAGGAAACGUUAUACCUUGAACUCCUUAAACAAAGUUUUCUUGAGCAUUACCGGAGAUUCGCUGAGUGUGUGUGGCCAUGCAAGAAGACACCCCGCUGCUUCUGUUUCUACCACGCCUGGCUUCAGGGAAGCAUUCUCUUCCAGAUAUGUGGCCAACGGCACACAAAUUCUCCUUCAGCAUCCUUAUUUUGAACCUCUGCAGCUUGGCCUCAGCAGGUCCAUUGUCUAGGAGCCCUUGUGAACUGCUGCCAGUUGGGGUGGGUCACCCAGUUCAGGCAAUGCUAAAAAUUUUCACCGCCCAGUCAGGCUGUGCUAGCCGAGGAACCACCACCCUCCCUCAGGAGGUACACGUCAUCAACCUACAAAAGAGCCAUGCACAAAGAUUUGAAGAGAAACCAGCAGAGGUGGCGUUACAUCUGCAGCCCAUCCAAUCCCUGCCUUUGCAUCAGAAACCACUGGUCUUUGUCCUGAACUCCCCUCAGCCUGUGCUUUGGAAGCUUCGGACAGAGAAACUGGCCCCAGGAGUCAAACGCAUUUUCCAUGUUGCAGAUGGUUCUGACGUUCAGUUUGAGGAAGGAAAUUUCUCCCAGUCUUGUGAAGUGAAGGAGGAGAAUCUUCCUCACGAUAAUGAGCACCUGCUGACCUGGGCACAUCAACGCUACCAUGCUGUUACCUCAUUCAGUGAAUUUAAGAUGACCCAGGAUGUCUACAUCAAAGUUGGAGAGGAUUCCAUCUUCUCAGAGACCUGUAAGAUUAAUAACAAGUUCCUGUCUUUGAACUACCUGGCAAGCUACAUCCAGGAUCAGCCAUCUACAGGGUGUGUUCUCUCAGGUCCUGAUCAUGACCAGGAGGUUCACAUCAUUGAGCUUCAAGCACCAAACUCCAGCAGUGCAUUCCAGGUGGAUGUGAUCGUGGAUAUAAGACCAUUGGAUGGUGAUGCUCCUCUUCAUCGUGACGUUGUGCUGCUUCUGAAAUGUGUGAAGUCAGUGAAUUGGGUGAUCAAGGUCCACAGCGUCAUUGGCAAACUGGACAUAGUGACAUCAGACAGUGUCAGACUGAGUGAAUCCACAGAAAGACUGAUGCAGGUGUCAAAGACAGUGAAGCAGCAACUGCCUGAAGGACCUCAGGCUCUGAUCAAGUGGGCAGAGGAGAACAAAUUCAAACCCGUGACUUCCUACACCAAGACCCCUGUCGCCAACCAUUUCAACCUGCGCCUCAGAGAACAAGAUCUAGGGAUUAUGGAUGAUGGUAUGUUCCCACCAGAACUGUCUAUUCUCCGCAAUGCCAACCCACUUCCAAAACCCAGCAUCUGGGAUUCCCCUGUGAGGACAGGGCUGCCCUUCCACUUCCUGCCCUCCCUUGAGAAGGGCCUUCCACUCCCACCUCUGUCCCCAUCUCUGGAGGAGGGUCCUGAGGAGCAGCAGGGGGCUACUAGCAUAGGAUUCAAUGUGCAGUGUGAGAAGAAUAAGAUGGUGGUCAGCAUUGACAAGGAAACUCUAAAGGCAAAUGGGUUUGGAAAAGCCAAUAUCACUCUUCAGGACUCCCAAUGCAAAGCAACCUCCAACACCACCCACUAUAUACUGGAGACUCCCCUGUCUGGCUGCCAAACCACCAAAUAUCCCUUCCAACCCAGCCCUGCAGUCCUCUAUAUAAAUUCAAUUGUUAUUAGCCAAUCAGAACAGAGAGAUGGUAGUGGCUGGCCUGUUGAUUAUGAAGAUCUGGAGCCGGGAGAUAUCCCAGGAGACCUGGAGGUGACAGAAAGAAUUUUACCAGCGAGUGGACAUCGCACCACUAUCUUGUUCAACUGCACGUACCGUAAGAACCAGGACACCCCAGUUGAUUUUUAUUUUGGAGCCAUUGAUACUGGUGUAGACUCUCUGGACAAUGUAACAUUCAAUAUGGAGCUGUAUAACAAUCCCUUCCGCUACUCCAGCACCCAGUCAUUCCUCACUAUCUCUGAGAACAAGCCCAUCUAUGUGGAGAUAUCAGCUACUAAAGCAGACCCCAACCUUGGCUUCAUGAUCCAGACCUGCUUCAUCUCUCCAGACUCCAAUCCUCUCAUGCCAUCAGAAUAUGUCAUCAUCGAGAACAUCUGUCCCAAGGAUGACUCUGUGCUAUAUUACCCUCACCGAGAUGACUUCCCCAUCCCUCAUGCUCAGACGGACCGAAAACGCUUCAGUUUCACCUACAGGUCAAAGUUCAAUGUGUCAUUGCUCUUCCUGCACUGUGAGAUGUCCCUCUGCUCUAGAAGAAAUGAGAAGCAGAUAAACCUGCCAGAGUGUAUGUUACCAGAUGAAGCCUGCACUUCCCUCAGUUUAGAAAACAUCCUUCAUAUGAUGAUGAACACCAAGACCUUCAGCAAGCCAAUGGUGGUCAUCUCUGACAACACACCUGUCACAGUUAAGGUUCCUGAGGAGACUAAUCCAGGGCAUCCAGGCAUCAUAUAUUUCUUGGACACACCCACUGUGGUUGGCAUCGCUUUUGCAGCCUUUUUGAUCGGAGCCCUGCUGACUGGAGCUCUAUGGUUUAUCUAUUCACAUACUGGUGACAUAGCAGCGAAGCAGCAGGUGCCAAAGUCCCAGUCGGUGUCUGAGAACAGCAGUGCGGCUCAGAGCAUCGACAGCACACAGAGCACACCAUGUUCAAGCAGCAGUAACGCAUAGAGUCUAGAUCCCAGCUGGACACAGCUAAGAGACAACUGCUGCUUCUGUUGCUAUUUAUCUUUGUACAAUUGUGCGAUUUAGUAGCAUACCAUGGCACAGAGAGAACACCAGACCAUUAUUUGUUUCUUUAUUUGACAAUUAAUAUAAUUAUUGCACAAUUUUGAAAAACACAACCUAAAGCUUUUAAACCUUUUAAAUUUUGGGCUUAGGGGAGUUAAAAAUACAAAAUAGAAAUACAAAAUAGAAAUACCUGUCAGGUUUCAAGAGAGUGUUGUUUUGACCUCAUAUGGUUGAGAUCAGUAUGUACAUAGCAAAGGCUAUUUUCUUCAGUCAUUAAGGCCUAGAGGCCAUCUACAGGAACAACAGAUCUAUAAUAAUUCUGGUACUGAGUGUGGUUUUGCAAGGACCUAUCUCUGCACAUAAACAAAGAUCAGUGCCUUACCAUCUCAAGCAUCCACAUAUCAGAGCUACAAAGAUAUAAGAGACACCAAUUUAAAAAAUAGGCAUAUUACAUUUCAUCACAGGUCAGUUACAGUUGUUAAUCAAUUAUACUUUUUUUCUUCUAUAUUAUAGUAUACAGUAUAUUAUUCUGUAUACUAUAAAUCUCUGACUGACAGUGAUUGUGUCAAGACUUAUAAGAGGCAUUUUAAUUAAGACAGUUUUAGACAUUGUAAAAUAAUGUAUAUUUCUGUGAAUAUUGUAUAAAAUAUAUAGAGAUUUAAAUUAGGGCUGCAAUGAAUUAUUAUUUUGAUAAUCGACUAAUCUAAUGAGUAUUAGAAAUGCAGUUUUAAUCUCCUCUUUAGAUCGGGUCACUUCAUGCGACUCUAGAAAUGGCACUGACCAUACAGAGAUAUGCCAGUUUUGGAGUUUGUAGUUAUUUACAUGACCUGCUUCCUUAUUAUUUGAACUUUAAUAAAGGAUGCAUUAAAGAUAUAAUGGUGAGGUGUUUCCUCUAAAGAUGCUCUGACAUAAUGACACAAUGGGAGCACUUCUGUAUUUAGUUAUUUUUUAUAAUUUCCUCAUACUUGGCGAUCUACAUCACCUGAAGCUGUUUGGAAAGUUUGGAGUGCAUCUGGAUUGUCUGUGUCUUCUUCCUCUCCUCAGUCAGGUGCGAGCUGCAGUGCUGCUCUCGUGCGCCAUCAUUAUUUUCAUAUCUGAUCUCAUGUUACGUUAAAUAAGAUCAGACAACUAUUUGACAAUUACAUUUUUUUUGUUAACAAUUUUUUAUUGUUGAUGUUGCCGAUAAUGUUGACUAAUCGUUUCAGCCCUAAUUUAAAGUAGAAAUACGACCAUACAAAAUAUUGAACUAAUAUUAAAUAUUUAUAAAAUGUUUAUACACAUUUAUAAGAUAAUGUUAAAAUUAUACAUUUAAUAUGCAUGGGUUUACACAUGCACAUUAAUUGGCUGGUGUACAUUUAUGGGGUCUCUUUCAGAAAAGAUAUUUAAAAGCAACAAGAAAAUAAAAUUCUAGUUAUAGUUAGUUAUUUCAGAAUAUAAUGUUAACACUUUUCCACCCCAGUUUGGACCCAGAAAUCAUAAGCCACUAUUAGAGUUUCAAUAACCUUAAAGUUUCAGAUAAUUGUAAUGAGAGGCAUUUUGUUAAUAAAAAAAUGGACAUUUAUAGAUUUUAUUGAAUGUGACUUUUACAUGCUGGGCAUUAUUGUUAACAUUAGUAUAAAAUGUGUGAUUUUUCAGCAAACAGCAGACUUAUUCUAUAACUUCCAGUUAUGUUUGGACAUUAUACAUUGUCAGUGUGAAAUUAUGGAAUUAAAGUUAUUAUUUGUUCAAAAUGCUAACAGUCUGAAUCUAUAGGCCCAUUCAAAAAAUAUGUAUAUGAUCUAAAGCCAAAGAAUGGGCAUUUAUUUCCAUGUCUUUUAGUGUUACAGUAACCCCCCUUGUAAAUAUAUGUAGGUACUAACCUACCACCAAAGGUAACAGAAAAUCAAAAUUUCUUCAAAAAUUUCUACUGUGUAUAUGGUUAACAUUUUGGAAUUUUGUAUGAAACAUGUUUAGGCAUACACUUUAAAAGUGCUAGUAAAUGUAUGAAUGGUAAGCAGAAUAACCCCACCAUCAAACAUUUACAUAAAUUUCAUAACAUUUAAAGUGCCUUGACUUUGUGUAUAUGCAUUGUUUCUUUCAGAGAUAAAAAUGAGGCAAGAAGGGAACUGGUGGUUUUUGCUUUGCUUUAGGCACAGUGUAUUGUGUAUAUCCUCUGAUGUGAAAAUCUCCCAAGUCUGCUUGUUGUGUUUGUUUGCUGCAAACUGUACCUAUAGAAUGUACUUUAUUUCAAAUCUUAAUUUCUUGUUAUAUUUGUAACUUGUAUAAGUGUCUCCUGUAAGAGGAAAGAGAGUAAGAAUUUAUACAUUUAUUUGUGUAUAAAAUUAUAUUUUUCCAGAGAUAUAUACAUAGAGCCACCCUAUAAUUCUGUCUGCAUACUGUGAAUUUUUGUGGGCAUAUUUCUAUAAACUUUUACGUGUUUUCUCUAAAUCUAAGCAUAGUCCAUAGUUGAAGUGAUAUUAUCUUACAAAAUCAUAGACAAUAAGAUAUUUUAUUACAGAUAUUAUAUAUUUUUUCAACUAUCUUUUAUAUGAGAACACUAUAUUAUUUGAAAUGCAAAAUAUAUUUUGAUGAUGCAAAUGUUUUAUCUCUCUUAAGCUCUUCAUUGUUGACAUGUCUGUGUGAAUGAGUAUACUGUAAACUCUGUGUGUGUCCAUGUUUGUGGGUUUAAAUUAAUGAGUAUAAUGCAUAGUCUUGUAAAACGGUUAUUGUUUCACCUGGGAAUAUUUAAAACAAUGCUGCCAUGUGUUACGGAGAGUUUGAAACUCUGAUGUGUGAUAAUCAAUAGUCAUUAAAUGGUUGUAGAUGUAACACAGAUAUUAUUGUUUUUUUAUCUAGAACAAAUAAGUUGAAAGGCCUUUCUCAUUCCAUUAAACACUCUAUCUGGAGAUAAACUCUAUUUGUAAACUCUUGCUUGCAUUCAUACUUAAACUUCAAACUUACAUUUAUACUGCUAUUGUUGACACACAGCAGUUUUCCUGUAUGUUAAAUGGUGAAAUUGAUGGUGCAGUUUUGUCUUUCUGUUUGUAAAUGUUUGUUAUCUUUCAGUAAUCUCUGAUGAUUUAAAAAAUGUUCAGAUCCUGUUAUCUACCUCAUUUGUAUGUGUCUGUGUUUGCAUAAAGCUUCAUUGUUAUGUCAUCAAGAAUAUUUUACUUUUACUGUACAUAAAACUUGAUGUUACAUCAGAUGUAUCACAUAAAAUGUUUUCUGCUAGAUUUGACAUUUCACUCCUCUCUAUGACAGAAGAGGAAAAACUGAAAGAUGUAAAUGUGAACCAAUCAGAUCUAGACUUAUUCACAAUUUCAGGCUGUCUAGCUCUGAAACUAAACACUAUUUCUGAGGGUUUUUUCAAUGGUAUAUGAAAUAUUUUGUUGUUUGUAAAUACAACAUGCUGUAAAUAUGCAUGCUAUAUGUAUGCUUUGUAUAUACCAAAUAAAUUCUUGUAAUCUUU